This is a messenger RNA of Gongylonema pulchrum, 246 nucleotides long. The record is from the annotation of a GenBank genome assembly. NCBI's taxonomy places the organism in Eukaryota, Metazoa, Nematoda, Chromadorea, Rhabditida, Gongylonematidae.
AAACCUGAAAGUAGUGUUCAUGAAAAGGCAUCAAAUUGGGCUACUGAUAGCGCGUUGUUUGAUCACUGGAUGCAACGCUAUGUUCAUUUUCUAGAUUUGCAGAAUGGAUUCGGGAUUACGGAAGCCGCUUGUGCUGUUGCAUUUGCAAUAACUCGACAAACGUUUCUUGGCAUCAUUGAGCAGGCACAAAAUUCCAGGAAAGUUGUGGAGCAGCAGUUGGCAUUGGCUCUUAGCGUUGAUCGGUGA